GUCACCACGCCGGCUCUAAUAAAUGGCCACGGCCAUUCCAAGGCCAGAUUACGGCAGAUUAAAGAGGAUACGGUGGCACGCGUAAACUUUUCGCGUGUUUCCGCGGAGCGGCUAGCUGCGCUUUGGCCGUCGCGGCGCGGACAAAUCAUGAUGCUUCAUCUUUGAUGGGACCCCGAGUGAAGGCUCUCUGCUAUCCUGCGAGGUUUUGCCCUUGUCCUACAAUGCCACAAUGCUUAUAAUUCAACUCGUGGUGUUGCUCAGCGUGUUGUUGUUGGGCGGCGCGCGGGGCUCGACGGGUUCGAGGGCGCAGCCGUGUGCCGGGAGGCAACCGUGUGACCCGCGACACCGGCGCGACGCCGGAGGACGCGGUGGCGUUUACGAGCACCUCGGAGGCGCACCGCGGCACAGGAAACUCUACUGCGCUACUAAAUAUCACCUACAGAUACAUCCGAACGGGAGAGUAGACGGAUCUCUGGAAGAGGACAAUCCUCUGAGUAUAUUAGAGAUCACAGCAGUGGAUGUUGGAGUGGUAGCCAUCAAGGGCCUUUUCUCUGGAAGAUAUUUAGCCAUGAAUGAGAAAGGUCGCCUAUAUGCUUCGGAAGUCUUUAACAAGGAGUGUGAAUUUCUGGAGCGCAUUCACGAGUUAGGCUACAAUACUUACGCUUCACGGCACCACUCCACCACUCAGCACCCAGGAUCCACUGGACGGGGCAACAAGCAUAGGGCUUUUGUCAAAAAGCAGUGGUAUGUGUCUAUUAAUGGAAAAGGUCGGCCCAGGAGGGGCUUUAAGACGAAGAGCACGGACAAAGCUUCCCUCUUCCUGCCCCGUGUUUUGGGCAACAAGGACCAUGAGAUGGUCUCACGUCUACUGGAGAGCAGACAAGAUGAGACAAGCCAUCAAAGAUCCCGCAUGGGUCGUGCUGAACGAAGGAGUCGAAGGCACAAGGAGCCCAAACGCCAUGGCAGAAGGGGCAACAGGCGCAAAUCUGGCCACAAAAAAGAGACUUCAGAUGGACAGUUGGAAUAGACAAUU
Messenger RNA from Tachysurus vachellii, 1033 nucleotides. RefSeq names its product fibroblast growth factor 3 (gene fgf3). Gene Ontology annotation, cellular component: cytoplasm. The record is from RefSeq and is a predicted model, not a curated record. Gene Ontology annotation, molecular function: growth factor activity; fibroblast growth factor receptor binding. Gene Ontology annotation, biological process: cell differentiation; positive regulation of protein phosphorylation; animal organ morphogenesis. The coding region runs from base 230 to 1027 and encodes 265 amino acids. NCBI's taxonomy places the organism in Eukaryota, Metazoa, Chordata, Actinopteri, Siluriformes, Bagridae. The transcript is spliced from 3 exons.